Amoebophrya sp. A120 is the source of this 5417-nucleotide messenger RNA. The record is from the annotation of a GenBank genome assembly. NCBI's taxonomy places the organism in Eukaryota, Dinophyceae, Syndiniales, Amoebophryaceae.
CACACUGCUCCCGCUCAUGAAUUUGAAUGUCAGUGCUUCCCAAUUUGCGUUUUCCACAGCUACGACUACAACCUUAUUCAAACAGAAACGGGGCAGCCGGAGCCGCGCCAGCUCGUCAAUAUCUUCUAGGUGGAAAAGCAUCAAAAUGCCGGAAGAUGAACCCGCGGAAGCGCUGCUUCUGAGCCGCAACAUGCUUGAUACGCUGAAUUCUUCGACUGCAGAGUCGGUUCGCCAUGUCGACAGCUUGGUGUCGGACAUUAGCGCUAUCAAUCAGCGCCUCUCAAGAAAUCUCAUCGGCGGGGGUACUAACGCCGAUCAUAACCCACUAUCAACAGCAGCGCGGCAGUCUCGGCGUGCAAACCGAGAGACGACUUUCAAUCAAGUCGCAGGCACUGAAUCUGCUGGUGUUUCUGCGGAACCGACCAGGUGAUUUUUGCUUUUCGUUUUGUUGCAAAUAGUGUAGUCCUCCUCUUUUGCAUCAUUGCUUUAGAAUGGGGCAAAUUUUUCCGGCAUAGCAACUGAUGGCUCAACUACGACAGGUUCCAUCAAGCGCCCCCCGGUGCCACCAUUUCUACAGCUUUUUUUGCUGAUUCGAAAAGUCCCUUGCUGUACAAACGUGAUCUGUUAACCGAGUCCUUCAAAAUAGCGGCAGCAGAGCAAGAAGCGAAGGCCGCACAGCGGGCCGCCGCCGAACGGGCGAGGAACUUCUUACCCGGAGACGACGGCGAUUUGUUUCAGAACGUCUACUCCCUGAAUGUGACCAUGGACCGGCGCGCUUUAUCCGCUUCUCCCGAGAAGGCACGACCUGUUCCGUUCUGUCCCGAAGCCAUUCUCGAGAGUGUGUUCAACCCGAGAAGUAGACGAGACACUGCAGAAGUAGAUGCGGUUUCUGGUUUCGGCCCUGCGUCCAGCGAUUCGGAAGGGCGAUUGAUCGGCAGUGGAGGUGGGACAACAGCUGCAAAUCAUCUUCACCUUUCUGCGGCGGAAAGCCUCAGCGGCUACAACAGUGCGCACGAAGUUUUUUCUGCGGAAAGUAAAACUUCUGACAGCAUUGCACACGCCAUCUCCAAGUGGCACCAGCAACCGGGAGCUGCACCUGUCGGGGGGACAAGAAGUGCUGGAUCGGUUGCAUCCUCGUCAGCAGCUAGUCGGGGAAUUCGAAACACACGACCUGCGCAGCACAUCACGUCUGGUGGGACGACAUUUGCCACAUGGGUGUCGCCGGACCUGCGAAAGGAACAAAAAAUUCGUGCGCGGCGCGCUCGCGUUGAUUUGGCGCAGGAAGGAGAGGAUGAACAAGAUGGGGAACAAAGCAUGAGCGCUUCCGAGCCGCGCGACCGCGAAGGUCGUGUUGCGGGUCAUCAGCAAGUUGGAGAGCAAACAAAGGAGACAAGCAAAGAGAGCACCGCUAACGGUUCCCCGAGGAAUCACCACCUGGAGCGGGACCUCUCAGUUCAAUUUUGUCUUCCGCAAGCUGUGGCUGAAGAGAUGCAAACUGCAGUACAACCGAAGGCGGAAGUGCGAGACUCGCAGGUCCAGACAGAACAAGAAACAAGUGGUCAUCAUCUUGAGCCACAACUUGCGUCUUCGCCAAAGAACGACGAACCUAAAAGGGAAGGCGGACCUGGCGGCAAAGCCAAAGGCGGAAUUGUUUACGAGGAGGACGAGCAGCUCCAACUUGUCAGUCCGCGUGAGCGAAUGUCUCGGAUUCUGGCAAAUCACCAAUCUCGGGUGGAGGAAUGUCUGUCACAGGGUUCCUCUGCAGCAACCGUUUCUUCUCGGAGCAGGACCAACGCGGCAUUGUAUGGCACAAUGCGACAGAGAACAAAUCGCAGCCGCAGCAACUCGAGUAGGUCUGACGGCGCCGGUCAAGAAGAGCACAUGAAUCUAACGUCUCCGCGAACCAAGUACGCACUGCAGGCCACGAACAUUUUCAGCAGUAAGCGAAUGCCGGCUUCAGCAUCCGCUGCAGUUUCGCAAGCUGCAACACCGACUGGGGCUAAGGACAGCAGGGAAAAUUUUGUGGCCGACGCAGCUAUCCCGCUCGAAUCUGGGAGUUCUUCGAAAGAGUCGCCGAAUGUUGGGACCGGGGUUGUACAGCAGCUAGGCGGAGUUUCUUCUGCAGUUAUCCGCUUGAGCUCACUAUCUCGCUCACCAGCGCGAACGCGGACUCCACACAAGACGACAAGCGAGAGUCGCAGCCCGUUCGCUGAUAUUCGGGAGGCAGCCAGCAGACUUCUCAACGGCACCCGCGAAUCAUCUCCAUCGCCGGUAUUCGGCACUGCUUCCCCGCGUGGGAAUGAUAGAAGUCGCGCGGAGCUCCUUUCAGCCCCACCGACGGUACUUCCAGAGGAGAAACAAGCACGGGGACGAAUAAGAGAAAACAACGAAAAGGAUGACUUGGAGUCGGUGAGAACGCCGAGCAAAGUUUCAAUCGUGCCGUCCUCCCCUACUGAGAGUGUUCCAGUCUCCUCUGAGGAGUUGAUAGGGCUUCAGCAGUCCUCCUCGUCUUCCGCAACGGCGGACGUCCUUGCUGGGAGUGCGCAACGUCUUCGCGCCGCGAGAGGUCAAGCGCUGGACUCACCCGUGAAUAUCGGUAGUGUCCUGGAUUCGCCGAUGGGCGCGCGGCGGUUGAGGACAGAGAUAAAAUCAGUCUGUCUCCCGCCCGGAGGAGGCUCUAGUUUGAAGCGGAAAAGCAAGGGAGUGGCGUCCACCUUCGGGACGAGCGAAGUUGAGGAAACGAGCAUGAUACACGCGAUCAGUACGACGGACAAGACACCGAAGGGCGCCACAGCUGCAUCACCGCAAUUCUCCGGAAAAUCCGCGAUUAGUCUGCUGGUUGCGGACUUGAUCAAAAAAGAAACGGCGUUGAAAUUCGACCAGGGCGCGCUGGCCGACUACGCGGGGGAAGAAAGCGCGCUGUCGACGCUGGGAAGUCCGAGUAGCUCGAGCGCAGUGUCGGACGUGGGCGGCGAUCAGAAAGAUACGGGUGUUGGCGCACGAGCUCCUUUCGAAAUUUCCGCCUCUGCCUUGCGUCAAGAAGACCCAGCAGCUGGCGCAGGGUUGCACACGUCGUCCCCCUCAUCGGCGAUGGAAGGCGAACGAAACAAUGCACCACCAGCAGCCGAACCAUUCGAACAAGAAGAAGAGCCUGCUCUCGACGAAAGAAAUUCCAGCUCGUGCAAGCCGCGACCACCGGUUUUCACCGCAAAAGUGAAGUCAACGUCGCCGACAAGGAGCAGCAGUGUCGUCCGGAGAAACCAGUCGGCAUCGUCAUCAGAAAAUACCGAAUUACUAUCGGCGGCGCCAGCAGUUCUGGAAAGUGAGGAAAGCGCAUCUUCCUCCUCUUCGUCCUCAGCAGUACUCAAGGGUGGAACGAAAACAAAACAGAGAACCAGCGCGGCUCCGUACAUUCCAAAGCCCACUAGUAGUUCGCAAGCAAAAGUUCGCACAACCGCCACCACUGGUGCGGGGUUUUGGAACAAGGGACGCGGAGAGUUGCCACUUGUGCCAGGAGGGGCGAAACCGAAUAAGGGAGCGACCAACAACAAUAGAGCUAGUGGUCUCGCAGGAACAGAAGCUACAAAAAUACCUUUUAGCACCGCUGCAGCAAGAGCAACUAGUGCGGUUCUGUCAGCGCAAACAGCAAGGCGAACAAACACGACGGGGAAAGCGAAAGCUGCAUCUUCCCACACGUCAAAAGAAAAACCCAAACCGACGACCCCGCCGCGGGAUUUCACCUCGUUCGCCGGCACACGAAUCGGCAAGCUGCAGGAAAAGCGCGACAUUGCAAAAGCAAGGUUGCAGCUGAGUCGGAGCCGCACAGCAGAAGAUGAAAACAGCAGCCUGCUGAAAAAGCUGUUGCACGAUCCGCUCUUUCUGGACCCCAUGCUGAACAACGGAAAAGAUUCUUCUGUGGCAAAAAUAAAGCGGCCGAGCGCACAGUUGUCUGCGAAAAAGCACACCGCGGCAUCCCAUGGGCCGUCGACCUCCCAGCUGGAAAAGAAAUCGGCACGACCUGCCGCAACCGCCAGACAUGCCGAUGUUGAGAACGUGGGGCAGCAAAAACGUCGCUACCUGAUCAAAGCCGGAAAUAAAGAUAGCACCUCUAAGGGAUCGACAGCAGGUACGAAGGAGGAAAGGAAACCUGAGGAUGAAGCAGGAGCAAUAGCUUGUUCCGCAACUACCAAACUGCUGAAAUGGGUGCAAGAAGAAUUUGCAGCAGCUGGUGCGCAGGAGGAGAAAACCGGUAAGAAGAAAACAGAAGAACUCAUCACACUAACGGAUCCGCACAAUAAAUCUGCCGAGGAACAAAUAGCCAAUCCGUUUUCUGAGAUCGAUGCCAUGCUGACACGAUUGCGGCAGAAAACACAACUCUCCAAGCCAACUGGGGAGCAGCUCGAGGACAAAAUUAAGGAGUGUGUCACUGGACAGAUGAAACGGGAGGACGAGGUCGAUGGGGCUUCAAUUCUUUUCAACAAGCCAGGUCUCCCGGAGGAAGUAGGUAUAAGUGUUAGCAAAAAAUACUUAUGAUCUAUUAUACUUGUAGUCCGUGCGAGUGCGUUUAACGCACUGCGUCAUGCUGCAUCUGCAUGUGGUGUGAAAUUUUGUAUUGACUGAUAGACGCUUUUCGAUUUCGUUUUCUUGUGUAGGUCGAUGGUACUUAGAUCGGAUGCCCUGCAGCUGGCAACGACACAAGUUCAAGUACAGUACUGUAGCUUUGUUUUUGGAGGAUGAUCGAUGUCAAAGACAAAAUGAAUCGAAACGCGUCAAGAAAUAUGUUUUGAACACCAGGUCCCCCCGAAGAGCCAGAUUUGCUGAGUGAGCUGAGUCCUUUGGACGACUACUCGGAGCAAGAGCAAUCGGACCUGGACGUGGUCAUCCGCAAAAGCGAGCUGCUGCUGCAUUCCCUUCAAGAAACAGUUGGGGAUAGCCCCCUCGACGGAAAUGCAGUGGUGAGAAAUGGGAAUUCUCCACUUGGGGAAUAACGUUGAGGAGAAGUGCCAGCUAAUAUUACAAGGAUGUCGUCCAAUAAACUACAGUAACUGACUACAUCAUCCCAAGCUAACGCAUUGAAAACUAAAUCAUUCGUUUCUAUUCGUAUUCGUACUGGAAUUCUGCCAAUCGUUUCGAUUGUUUCACGGCAAUCUCACAAUCACAAAAUGUACAAUUAUGAGCUGCAACUGUUGAGGCUAAACGUAAACAAACUAGAAAAAGGCAAGUUUCAUCGAUGGCAUCUACAACUAGCCUAUUCAGCAAGGAAAUUCUGUUACAUCGUGUUUGGACAAGAGCAUUCAAGCAAGCCUGUACACUAGCGAUUGACAAAAUCAUGGUGUCUUCAUAAGUAGCGCCACCCUUUGAAUUGAUAUGUCUGCAUCAUGUUUGAAGUUGAACUAGAGCUCGUCUUCAUUCUGAAG